AGAACGUUUAUUCGAAUGUUUUAUAUUGUUAAAACUAUCUCCAAGCAGAGAGUACCACGAACAGGCUGGGUGUACAGGAAUGUAGAGAAACCAGAGAGUGUAUCAGAUCAUAUGUACAGGAUGGCAGUCAUGGCUUUGGUAACUGAAGAUAAACAACUUAAUAAAGACAGAUGUGUACGGCUAGCUCUGGUUCAUGAUAUGGCUGAAUGCAUUGUUGGAGAUAUAGCACCUGCAGAUAACAUCUCCAAAGAGGAGAAACAUCAGCGAGAGGAGGCAGCUAUGAAACAUUUGACCCAGCUGCUAUCAGAAGGUCUGAGAAAAGAAAUCUAUGAACUCUGGGAAGUAAGUAUAAAUCACUUGAUGCAUUUAUUCCACAUUAUUGCUGACAACAGGACCAACCAAUUGUCUUAUUUUCAUGGUGUUUGGUGCCUAGUGAAGUUCAUAAUCUUUAUUCUAAAAUCUUUAGAGCAAGAUGGGUUUGGAAUUGUUCUUUGGGGGUACGUUUGUAUGGCAGCAACUUUCUGAACUCUUUUUCAUAAAGGAAACAAAAUAAUUCGGUAUAAUGACCGAAAUUGUGCUCUUAUACCUGUGUAGCCCCACUGCAUUCGAGGGAUUGAUUUACAUAACAGGGUGGGAUUUGGCCCAGUAUGUGUAUUUACCUGGUCAGACAGUGCUGUUCCAUAAGCAACAUAACCUUAAAAAGGACUAUGGUUUUAACUUCGACAGUGUCUUAAAUGAGAAUUUCAACUAAAUGAAAUAUGAAUUGGGAAGUAAUACAGUGAAAUAAUAGGUGGUAUUUGAAUUAAAUUAAAAUAUGGAUUAAAUUGAAAAAUGACCAUGUUGACCUGAAAAUAUCUUACCUUUAUACUAGAGAAUCUGUUAUACAUACAGAGGUGAUAUGUUAGAAUAUUGUUGUGACGGGUUGGAUCACAGAAACCCCCUUGGGAGCUGCCACCCGAUGUGCAAAGACUA
Messenger RNA from Terrapene triunguis (Three-toed box turtle), 972 nucleotides. Its product is annotated as HD domain-containing protein 2-like. The record is from RefSeq and is a predicted model, not a curated record. Gene Ontology annotation, molecular function: 5'-deoxynucleotidase activity. The coding region runs from base 16 to 525 and encodes 169 amino acids. The transcript is spliced from 3 exons. Gene Ontology annotation, cellular component: cytoplasm. Lineage: Eukaryota; Metazoa; Chordata; Testudines; Emydidae.